UGUCUGAGUCUGUUAGCAGAGUUAGCUUUGUUGUGUCUUCUUAUCUGAGUGUUUGUGUCUCUGCAGCAACAAUGUCUUCAACUCAGUCUCUGAGAGAGUUUAUCAGGGAGCGACUGACCGCUGCUGCUGAAGAAAUAUUCACAGAGUUUGAUAAAACCAUCGUCCACUACGAGGAAGAGCUGGACCGUCAGCGCAGACUGCUGGAAAUCUGCUACAAACCCCAAAUAAACCUGCAGAGAAUAGUUCUCCCACAGCAUUAUAUUUGGAAGGAGGAGGAGGUUCCCACUGAACAUCACAUCUGCAGCCAAGAGAGUAACUCCAGUUUGGACCAAGAAGAGCCACAAUCUUUUUUGACAGAGGAGGAACUGAAGAAACCCAAAUCUCAACAGAUAAAAGAGAACAGGGCUAAACUAGAACCACCACAAAUAAAGGAGGAACCACAGCAUCCAGCAAUAAAGUACGAAGAGGAGCAACUCUAUAUUAGUCUGGAGAAAGAGCAGCUGGGACAGCAGCAGUCAUCUGAUUCCUUUACAGUAGUUGCUGUUUACGAGGAAACAGACCACAGCGAACCAGAAUCAUACAAGGACCAACUCAUCGCUCAGAUUUUCUCUGAGUCUGAGAAACAAAAACAGGAAAGGAGCGACCUUGAAGAUUCAGAAUCAAGUAGAGAUGAAGAAAAUAAGAGUGUUCAGCAAAUGAGAGGUGAUGUUGAGGAUGUGGUCAACACAGAAGUGGAAAGACGGGAGACAGUACACACAAAUGACAAUAUUUCAGCUUGUAAAAUUUGUGGUAAAAGUUUUGCUAAGAAGUUUUUGCCUGAUCACAUGAGAAUUCACACUGGUCAGAAACCUUUCUCCUGUGUGACUUGUGGAAAAAGUUUUACAAUGCAGGCAAUCUUAAAGCUUCACAUAAAAUCGCACACAAGUGAGAAGCCUUUAUCAUGUUUAACCUGUGGCAAACAUUUCAGUAAUAGAGUGAGAUUAUACCGGCACACAAGAACCCAUAGAGAUGAAAAGCCUUUUUCCUGUAUGACUUGUGGAAAACGUUUUAGUCGCAAAAGUAAUUUUGCUGCUCACACGAAAACUCACACAGGUGAGAAACGUUUCUCGUGUUCGGUGUGUGGAAAAACUUUCACCGUAAAAGGAAAUUUAUCUCGGCACAUAAGAACUCAUACAGGUGAAAGGCCUUUUUCAUGUAUGACUUGUGGAAAACUUUUUAUUCAAGAAAGUAAUUUUACUGAUCACAUGAAAACUCACACGGGUGAGAAACCUUUCUCAUGUCUGACAUGUGGAAAAAAAUUUCAUAUAAAGGCAAGUUUAUCUCGGCACAAAAAAAUCCACACAGGCGAGAAGCCUUUUUCCUGUAUGACUUGUGGAAAACGUUUUAAUCGCAAAAGUAAUUUCACUGCUCACAUCAAAACUCACACGGGUGAGAAACCUUUCUCAUGUUUGACAUGUGGAAAAACUUUCAGCAUAAAAGGAAAUUUAUCUCGGCACAUAAAAUCUCAUACAGGCGAGAAGCCUUUCUCAUGUCUGACUUGUGGAAGAAAUUUCUGUGAUAGACCAAGUUUUUCUCAGCACAUAAAAAUCCAUUCAGGCGAGAAGCGUUUUCCUAUAUGACUUGUGGAAAACGUUUUAAUGGGGCAUUCUUCAAAUGAUGUCACAUUUGCCCAGAAACAUUCCGGUUUUCUGGCUGGUCGGACAAGCAGAGGGCAGAGCAAAUGUAGAAACCACGUUCAGGUGUCUGCUCAGAGUCCACAGUAAAGUCCUCUCUGCUACAAGCUCAUAUACAACACUGACAUUUCUUGGCAAUCCUUCGAGGUUUUGAAAAAUCCACGGGGAAAAAAAACUCCCAUCAUCAUAUUACGAGUCACUCCAGCAGAUACAAACACAGUGGUGUUUUCUUGUUGCCAUAAUAUGUCUGUUUUGCUGAUAUUCAGGACAGGUCUGUCCACUAUUUGACUCAUAGAAGUAAAGCUAUUUUCAGCGCUACCGCUCUGCUUGUACGGCCACAAGAUGGUCGCAAUUCAUCUUUCUAAAUUUACUAAUUUGAGGAAUGCCCUAUUGCAGAGCUCAAUUGACUAGUCAUAUUGUUACAGAUGAUGAGAUUACAGAGACUGGGCUGCGAAAGGCAGUUACCAUGGAAACAACAGAUUAACAGACACUGGAGAGACAGAGUCUAACAUACUUCGAUUGGACAGAAUGACUGAUUAGGGGAAAAUGUGUCAGCUUGGACAUGUUUACAUUUUAGCAUGAUCUUCUCCACCAAUGUGAUGAAAGGAGCACUGAUAUCAUACUGGGGAUGCCCUUGAAUGGAUGUACACAAUUGGUCCUACUUAAUAUUUGUGAGUAACUCUGGCAUCUGGAAAUCUACCCGAUUCACAUCGUUGUGUAUCAGAGUCCAGUACUGUAAACAUCCCUCUGCCUUUUAGAUUACAUAUGUGAAAACAUAGUUUCUAUCUUCUACAGAAGUUUACAAAUUGAGAACACCACAUUAUUCAGGAAAAGAACCUGGGAGGACCGUAAUGGGACGCGGUCAACUCUUAACAAUAUGAUAACAUACAGAGGUCAUCAGGUGCAAUCUUGUGAUAUUCUCAAACAUUUGGGGGCUUCAGAACUGCCAGGUGGAAAGUUGAAGUUUGUAGAUAAGGCAAUCAUUAAAUUGGGUUUGUAAUGAUUGGUUAAUAUUCUUGUAAAAUAUUUAGUGCAGUUUCUCUUUUAAGUUUGCUGCUAGAACUUUAAUACAGUGUUGUGCUGUUGCUUCAAUAAUGUAAAUGUUUUAUUUUCAACAUUAAACUAUUUUCUUGGUUUGUGUUUUA
Messenger RNA from Fundulus heteroclitus (mummichog), 2818 nucleotides. Its product is annotated as gastrula zinc finger protein XlCGF57.1-like. The record is from RefSeq and is a predicted model, not a curated record. Gene Ontology annotation, molecular function: zinc ion binding. Bases 72 to 1619 code for a protein of 515 amino acids. Gene Ontology annotation, biological process: negative regulation of transcription by RNA polymerase II; regulation of immune system process; regulation of cytokine production. The transcript has 2 exons. Lineage: Eukaryota; Metazoa; Chordata; Actinopteri; Cyprinodontiformes; Fundulidae.